AUGGAGAGCGCGGCGGCGGCGACAAGGCCGGUGACGACGGGAAGCGGAGCUCUCCCGCAGGCGAAGGCGGCGAAGGCGGCGACUCCCUCCUUCCCUCCCUCUCCAGGCCUGGGUGAAGGAGCCCGGGCGGGGAGGCGGGGAGAGAAGGUUGUACAGAAAAUGGGGAGAAGGGGUGCAGAAGCCCAGUGUUGGUCAGAUGUUGUGUCCACUGGGUUUGCAAUUAAUACUGACCCCAAGAUGGAGAUUGCAAAGUCAAUGCCCGGCCUCCUGCCAAGAAGAGCCGCUCACUUCAGCCGGCCCGGUCCCGGCGCCAGUCAAAACUUUUGGACCGCCGCCGCCGCCUCGGAGCUCGGGGCUCCCGGCGCAAUUCCCGGCUCAGCGCCCCGGCCGGAAGGAGCUGCCGGCCGGGGAAAGGAAUCCGAGGCGCUGAGUGGCGGCGGCGCGUCACCAAGUGGAGAAGUCAAAGAAACCUUUGCUAGAGCUAGAAAUGGAAAAUACAGGUUUUUAAAAAUAGUGAUUGAAAAUGAACAGCUUAUUGUGGGAUGUUCUAAAAAACCUCAUGGAUCUUGGGAAGAAGACUACGAUGCCUUUGUUCUCCCACUCCUUGAAGACAAACAACCAUGCUAUAUCCUGUACAGACUUGAUUCUCAGAAUGCCCAAGGAUAUGAAUGGAUCUUUAUUGCAUGGUCCCCAGACCAUUCUCCCGUUCGUCAAAAAAUGUUGUAUGCAGCUACCCGGGCAACGUUGAAGAAAGAAUUUGGAGGUGGGCACAUAAAAGAUGAAGUAUUUGGAACAAACAAGGAAGAUGUCUCCUUGAUUGGUUACCGAAGACACCUGGUGACUCAGUCCUCACCUGCCCCUCUGACAGCAGCAGAGGAGGAACUUCGACAGAUCAAAAUUAGUGAGGUACAAACUGAAGUAAGUGUUGAUACUAAGCACCAGACUUUACAAGGAGUAGCAUUCCCUAUCGCUAAAGAAGCUCUCCAGGCUUUGGAAAAACUGAAAAACAAACAGCUAAACUAUGUGCAACUGCAAAUUGACAUGAAAAAUGAAACAAUCAUCCUGGCUAGUACACUUCUGACUGAGGUGAAGGACUUGCCCAAACGAAUUCCGAAGGACUCUGCACGGUACCAUUUUUUCCUCUACAGACAUUCCCAUGAAGGAGACUACUUGGAAUCUGUAGUUUUUAUCUACUCGAUGCCUGGCUAUAUGUGCAGUAUACGAGAGCGAAUGCUAUACUCCAGCUGCAAGAGUCCCCUCCUAGAAAUCGUGGAGAGACAGCUGUGGAUUCCAGUUAUCCGAAAGAUUGAAAUAGAUGAUGGAGAGGAGCUCACCGCUGACUUCCUAUAUGAAGAAAUUCACCCUAAGCAACAUGCUCACAAACAGACUUUCGCAAAGCCCAAAGGACCUGCUGGGAAGAGAGGAAUCCGAAGGCUGAUCAGAGGUCCAGCUGAAACCGAAACCCCUACUGACUAAAGGCAGCAAGUGCACUGGGAAGAAGAGCAUUGUGGUGGGAACAGGGAAUCAAGAGAAAUCCCACCCAAGCCUUUAACGAAUAAUGAAUGCAUUCCACACUUGUGUUUUCCAAGAGAAAGUGACUUUCCAGUCUUGUGACUUUCUGCUGCACUUCUCUGGCUAUGCCACUAUAUAGAUCUUACAAUGUCCACAGCCUGUGGUUGUAAUGCAUUGUUUCAGAAUUAAAACUGUAAGCUUGCAGAAUGUUACCCUGUUUCCCUGAAAAUAAGACCUAACCUGAAAAUAAGCCCUAGUAUAAUUUUUCAGGAUGCUCGUAAUA
Messenger RNA from Pogona vitticeps (central bearded dragon), 1795 nucleotides. NCBI's taxonomy places the organism in Eukaryota, Metazoa, Chordata, Lepidosauria, Squamata, Agamidae. The record is from RefSeq and is a predicted model, not a curated record.